CGUCAUGUCGUAGGCGGAAGUACACAUACACAGGAAUCGUAUACACGGAGCUGGAGUGAGCGACCGCUGUACAGUAGAUCAUGGACACGUUAAUACUGGAGCCCUCUCUGUACACUGUCAAAGCAGUUCUGAUCAUGGACAAUGAUGGAGAGAGACUGUAUGCAAAGUAUUAUGAUGACACAUACCCCACAGUGAAAGAGCAGAAGGCUUUUGAGAAGAACAUCUUCAACAAAACACAUAGAACAGACAGUGAAAUAGCAUUGCUGGAGGGUCUAACGGUUGUGUACAAGAGCAAUAUUGAUUUAUAUUUCUACGUUAUCGGCAGCUCCCAUGAAAAUGAGCUGAUGCUAAUGUCGGUUUUGAAUUGUCUCUUUGACUCUCUGAGUCAAAUGUUGAGGAAAAAUGUGGAAAAGAGAGCCUUGCUUGAAAAUAUGGAGGGCCUUUUCCUGGCUGUUGAUGAGAUUGUGGAUGGAGGUGUGAUCCUGGAGAGUGACCCUCAGCAGGUGGUCCAUCGUGUUGCUUUGAGGGGUGAUGACGUGCCUUUGACAGAACAGACAGUCACGCAGGUGCUACAGUCAGCCAAGGAGCAGAUUAAAUGGUCUCUCCUCCGAUAGGACACUUUUGGUCCCGUUCCUAAACUGAGACCAGGGAAAUAAAGGAGACACAACCACUUUUCAUCACUCCUCUCCAAUCUGCCUUUUUUUUUUUUUUUCUUGAUAAAGUGCACUUCCACUGAAAACGACUUCUUUGAUUUCUCACUUGAAGAUAAAGCCAACAACAUGACCGUUUCAAAUUAGAAUGUCAAAACGAGAGAGAAGCCGGAAUAUUGUCUUGGCGGGACUUUCUUUUUAGGGAAAAGUACCAGGGUCUUUUUUUUUUUUUUUUUAUCCCAUUCCAGUAAGCUCUGAAUAUAUGGCUGGUUUUGUGAAUGAUAUCACUGUUGUGCUGCGAGAAUUUCAUUACCAUUCAUGUACAUUCCAGUGGUUGAUCUUGUGCUCUGUUCUUCCGUCUGACCCUCAUUUUGAUUGAAGUAAAGAAAACAGUUUCAUCCUAGUUGUUAUCCAGUUUUUCGUGGGGGGUGGGGGGGUCUGUUUACUUAUUGUGAUUAGAACCAAGUGGCAUUUUUUAGCCUUAUAAUUCAUAGUUCAUAGUAAGAUUAAGGCUCAUAUAACCCUUAAACGCAGGGGUGUUUUGCCAAACAUUAUUAUAUACUCGGGUCUUUAGUGACCCAGCAUGUAUAUCUAUCACAAAUGGUUCUACAAAAUGCACAGAUGGUGUCAAAUUUUCGAAACAUUUUCAAGACAAUAAAAAAAAUAAUAGAAUAUAAGAUAUUCUGAUAUAUAUCAAAUCAUAUAUCAAAGAGAUCAUGCAACAAAUAUAGAACAGGAUUCAUUACUUCCACAUCGACAUUUCAUGAGAUGCAACGGGUUGUCAAACACAUAUUGAGUAACACAUGAGCUACACAUAUGUAUUUUCUGAGGCACUUUUUAAGUCUAAAUAGAAGCACAACAUACAUAAUUUCAGUAUUACACCCAAAUGACAAUAGCCAGAUCAUACUGUUCAUGUGUUACACUUGUUAUAAUUUACAUCCACGUUGCUUCUCCAAAUAGCAAAGUCAAAUGUAAAUAAAGUCAAUCACUGAAACAUCAGCGCCACCUUGAGUAAGAAAUAUCAUGUAUAAUGUAUUCGUACACGCAUAUGAUAUACUGAUAAUUCACCAUUGUCACCGAAAACCAGUGUGAUGUAGUAGUCAUUUAUAUAGUAUUAAUUUGUCUUGUAUUAAACAAAGAAAUAUAUAUACCCUGUGAUAGUAAACUUAUAUAGAUUAAAUAAUCAGAAAAAUAUUAUAUAUGGUAAUGCAAAAAAAAAAAAAAAAAAGCAACAUUAUUAUUAUUAUUAUUAUUAUUAUUAUUUUUGCAAUUUUGCCUCCCUCUUUUUUUUUUUCUUUUUUUUUUAAAUACAAUUUAGAAGAGAAAUGUUGAUGAAUACUAAAGAGGUGUUU
Myxocyprinus asiaticus (Chinese sucker) is the source of this 2002-nucleotide messenger RNA. Its product is annotated as coatomer subunit zeta-1. NCBI's taxonomy places the organism in Eukaryota, Metazoa, Chordata, Actinopteri, Cypriniformes, Catostomidae. Gene Ontology annotation, cellular component: COPI vesicle coat. Gene Ontology annotation, biological process: intra-Golgi vesicle-mediated transport; retrograde vesicle-mediated transport, Golgi to endoplasmic reticulum; intracellular protein transport. The record is from RefSeq and is a predicted model, not a curated record. Bases 81 to 614 code for a protein of 177 amino acids. The transcript is spliced from 9 exons.